CAUGGCAACAUCUGUUAGGCAAUUGCUGUAUGACAAGACUGCCUUUUCUUGUCACAAGAAGACUUUGCCGUCUACAUAGAGCAUAACUUCCGAAGAUAACUCUUUUAGUGGCAUUUAAUCUUUACCUAAUACCAGGGUGCUAAAAUAGUAGUAAAAGGAGGCCUGGACACCUGCUAAGCGGUGAAAUGGCCCGGAACCGGGCGCAGGAUAUGGAGGAGGAUGAGGAGGUCAAGUUUGAGACGUCAAAGGGUGUUAAAGUGUACAAUACAUUCGAUGCUAUGGGGCUGAAGGAAGAGCUGCUCAGAGGCCUUUACGCCUAUGGCUUCGAGAAGCCAUCGGCCAUCCAGCAGCGGGCUGUCCUGCCGAUCGUGCAAGGCCGUGACGUAAUUGCCCAGGCGCAAUCAGGCACGGGCAAGUCGUCAAUGAUCUCAGUCUCCACGUGCCAGCUGGUCGACGUCACGAUGCGCGAGUGCCAAGUGCUCAUCCUCUCCCCAACUCGAGAGCUGGCGCAGCAGACGGAGAAGGUCAUCCUGGCGGUGGGCGACUUCAUGAACAUCCAGGCGCACGCGUGCAUCGGCGGGAAGAGCCUAGGUGAGGACAUCCGGAAGCUGGAGCACGGCGUGCACGUGGUGUCGGGCACCCCCGGCCGCGUCUUCGACAUGAUCCAGCGCCGCAGCCUGCGCACCUCCCACAUUAAGACGCUCAUCCUGGAUGAGGCGGACGAGAUGCUGGCCAAGAACUUCAAGGACCAGAUCUACGAUAUUUACCGGUACCUGCCCCCCGAGACGCAGGUGGUGCUGGUGAGCGCCACGCUGCCCGCGGAGGUGCUGGAGAUGACCAACAAGUUCAUGACGGACCCCAUCCGCGUGCUGGUCAAGCGUGAUGAGCUGACGCUGGAGGGCAUCAAGCAAUUCUUCGUGGCGGUGGAGCGGGAGGAGUGGAAGUUCGACACGCUGUGCGACCUGUACGAUACACUGACCAUUACGCAGGCGGUCAUCUUCUGCAACACCAAGCGCAAGGUAGACUGGCUGACGGAGAAGAUGCGGCAGAACAACUUCACGGUGGCGUCCAUGCACGGCGACAUGGUGCAGAAGGAGCGCGAGGCCAUCAUGGGGGAGUUCCGCUCCGGAGCCGCACGCGUGCUGAUCACCACGGACGUGUGGGCUCGCGGUCUGGACGUGCAGCAGGUGUCGCUGGUGAUUAACUACGACCUGCCCAACAACCGUGAGCUCUACAUCCACCGCAUCGGCCGCUCGGGUCGCUUCGGGCGCAAGGGUGUGGCCAUCAACUUUGUGCGCAACGAUGACAUCCGCAUCCUGCGUGACAUUGAGCAGUACUACUCCACACAAAUAGAUGAGAUGCCCAUGAAUGUGGCGGAGCUAAUUUGAAGCGGGAUAGGGCUGCGCUGAUUUGAAGGGACGGGUAUGGUUUAGGCUGACGUUGUGUUGACAAGUGGGCGGUGUAUGUGGCUCAGUGGACGACAGCUUCGGAGCUGGUUCCCUUUAACGCACUAGAGCCUAGGGUUCUAACUAGCAAUGCCUAGUUGUUGAGUUGCAAGUUUCUGGAAGUUACUCCUGCGGACUAACUAGUUGGUUUUGUGGCAUUCUGGCCGGGCACAAUUGUGGAUUAUGGCUGCGAGACAACAAAUAGUGCCUAUCAGUAUCACAACACGGCGGAAUAGCCGUGGAAACAAGUCUGAGAGCAUAAAAUGCGAACAGAUUGUCGUACAUCGUCACAAGAACCUGCCUUAUCUACCGAUAAACCAGCGCUUCUUGUACUCGUACAUACAAUUGAUGUAACCUAAACAUGGCCCCGG
Messenger RNA from Astrephomene gubernaculifera, 1816 nucleotides. NCBI's taxonomy places the organism in Eukaryota, Viridiplantae, Chlorophyta, Chlorophyceae, Chlamydomonadales, Astrephomenaceae. The record is from the annotation of a GenBank genome assembly.